AUGUCGUACGACAAAUCUGACGAUCUUGCCUAUAACCCAUUUGCACAUGAGGACGACCACCGCCCCCCAUCAGCUUCAAGCUCAAUUCAAGGAUAUUACAGUUCAGCUUUCUUUCCAAAAGUUUCACCAUCUAAGCCAACGCUUCGUCGUCGGAAGUCUUUGGCAGACAAAUCUUUCAAGCUUGAGCAGCACCCUAGGAACCAUGCUCGAAUUCCGACAGAAAUACAGAUAACGCCGCCAUACAGUGCUGGUUUACAUCCUUUGAAAUCAGCGUUGGCAGCAACUAAUAAUGGUUCAAUUUUACAUGAUUUGGACGUCACGAGACCAUAUCUAUCUCGCAUUGUUAAUGAAGGAAACCUGGUAGACGCACCUUUACUGGUGGACGGCACGGUCGCAGACAAAAUCCCUCCAUCUCAGGUUUCGGAUCUGGAGAAAGAUGUUAUUGUUCAUCAAGUUUCCUCAAAAGAUUCUUUGGCAGGUGUCUCUUUAAAAUAUGGGAUUUCUCUUCCGAAUUUGAGAAGAGCAAAUCAACUGUGGACGUCGGAUUCUAUACAUCUGCGGGACGUACUGUAUAUCCCUAUCGACCAGGCCUCACGGGCACGCGAAUACGUACCUGAGCCUAAACUUAUAUCCCUGACCCCAGAUACGCAAGAUUCACCCAACGACCCUUUUGACGACGCCUCUACUGCCAGCUCACCAUUCAAAACUGAACCAACCAAUUCACUACCGUCUAGUUCUCCUGUAUCUGUCCGAAGAAUACCCGCCAAGCAACUGACAUAUUUCCCCCCUUCGAGUAGCAAGGCAACGCGGUUGAAAGAGAACGAGGACAGAGACGCUACAAGUGUAUACCUUCAUUCUCCUGGAAACUCUAAGACGUCGCCCGGACCUAACAGAUAUAGCCCAACUCCAGCUAAUAAUUCACUGGCGUCUAUUCUCACAGCACUUCCCAUCGCCGCCUCCACUAGAGACGAGAUCAUCACCCGACUGUCAUUUGAUAGCGCCAGUUCCAGUUUUAGUGAUCGCUCACGAUUCGAAUCAGAUGAAGAAAUUGGCCACGAACUUGGGAACGUUUCUAGACAAAACUCAACACAAAGCUAUCACGCCAAUACAACAGACAACUUGGACGAACUGGACGAGGUAGCAAUGCCUACACCUAAAGCUUCCCAACAACCCCACCGUAUUUUACCUGCUAGAAGUCAAACCAUGUCAACCACAUCGUCAUCGCUUCCAAAGGCAUCAUACAUCCAUCCAACAUCUUCGACAGCAAUCCCUCCAAGAUUUUAUAUUUCCCACAUUCAUGAAGCAUCUAUUCGCACCUCCCAGCUAGAGCCGUCCCCUGCUAUGGAGCUCCCAAAUUUCCGAAGCAAUACAGUGGGCAGAUCUGUGGGAAGAGUGUAUCAAAAUCACAGUGAGGAUGAACCUGUUUCUUAG
Messenger RNA from Psilocybe cubensis, 1431 nucleotides. RefSeq lists its product as uncharacterized. The record is from RefSeq and is a predicted model, not a curated record. The coding region runs from base 1 to 1431 and encodes 476 amino acids. NCBI's taxonomy places the organism in Eukaryota, Fungi, Basidiomycota, Agaricomycetes, Agaricales, Agrocybaceae. The transcript is spliced from 2 exons.